AUGGUUUGUGCUCAAGUAAUGAAAAAAAAGGCGAAAGGAAAUGUGGUUGACUAUCGUUUCGAAGGGAUUUUUAGUGAUCCACGUUUCGAUUCACUCUCUACUAAGCGAAAAAAAGUUGUGAUUGAUGAAAGGUUCAAAGAUGCCCUAAAAAGUAAGAAGUUUCAAGCCAGAAAUGCUGUGGAUAUGAGAGGACGUCGUUUAAAUCUUGGUUUUACAAAUGAUUUGAAUAGUUUAUAUCUGAUGGAAUCAGAUGAUGAAGAAGAAGUACUAAAGAAACUCCGAUCAAAGAAAAAAACCGAGGCCAAUUCGUGCGAUAUUCCCAAGACAAAAAUGGAGAUGGUGAUGGAGGAUUCACGGUCUGAGCAAGGUUCUGAUUCUGAUGGGAGCAAAAUUAAAUUGGAUUUGGCACGUGGCAUAGGAAAUAUAUUAUCUAGCGACGAAGACUCAGUUACUGAUGAUGGGUUUGAUAGCAAAGAUGACGAAGAGGAGCACAAUUGGGGUGAAUUGGAUAAAGAAGCAAAGCAUGUGAAUUGGAUUUCCAAGAGGUUAGCGUUAUGUAAUAUGGACUGGGACCAGGUUAAUGCUUCAGAUAUUUUUGUAUUACUUCAAUCAUUCAAACCACAACCUCCAGCAUCAAUUCUCUCAGUCACCAUUUAUAUUUCCAAUUUUGGGAAGAAGAGAUUAAUAGAAGAAGAAAAAUCGGGGCCAAAGCUUUCAAAAUUAAAAAAAUAUUUAAUGGACGAAGAAGAAGCUAAAACGCGUGAGGUGUUUCGUUCUUAUCAGCUCGAACGUAUGCGAUAUUAUUAUGCGAUUAUUGACUGCGAUUCACCCAAAACGGCUUCUGUUUUAUAUGAUUCUUGUGAUGGAAUUGAAUUCGAAAGUAGCGCAGUACGUUUAGAUCUCCGAUUUGUGUCUGAUGAAACAAGUUUCGAGGACUGCGAUGUUAAAGAAUGUGUUACUGAAGAAAUGGUUGAUCUAAAGAGGUUCAAACCAAAGACAUUUGAAACGAAUGCUUUAUCAAAAUCUAAUACGAAGUUAACAUGGGACGAGAAUGAUCCACAGCGUAUCAAGAUUAUCCGUGAAGCCUUUAAUCCAGCUGCUGAUUUAGAUGAUUUUCAGAAUGCCCUUAUAGCCCCUUGCUCAUCUGAUGAAGAAAACAGUGAAGUCGAUGGUAAGAAUAUAAAACUUUUGUUGGAUGAAGCAAAAUUUUCAAGAGAACUGAAACCAGUAAAUGGAUUGGAAAUAACUUGGGAACCACCAACUGGCGAUACGAUGGAUGCGAAUAUUGUUAAAGCUGAAGUUAAAAAAAAUUCUGCACCAACGCCAUGGGAAUCGUACCUACAAAAACGGAAAGAAAGGAGGAAGGAACGAAAAAGGCUAGCAGUUGAAAUGCGUAAGAAUCGCAGGAUUGAAAUACAAGAAGGUAAUGAAUGUCUGAAGUAUUCGAAUUCUAUUGUAAAAAGACAAUCGUUGAACAGAUCGAAUGAGGAUGAUAAUUUAAUUGAUGAUAAAAGAUUUUCUGCAUUAUAUUCCAACAGUGCUUUUGCAAUUGAUCAGACGAAUCCGCUAUAUAAAGUUACGAAACUAAUAAAUAUACAAGUUGAGGCCAAACGAAAGGUAAUAUCUGAAGAAAAAGGAGAUGAUAUGAAAAUGGUCGCAGAAAAACUUAAAAAGAAAAUUGAAUGGAUUAAAAAACAGUAG
Messenger RNA from Dracunculus medinensis (Guinea worm), 1701 nucleotides. The record is from the annotation of a GenBank genome assembly. NCBI's taxonomy places the organism in Eukaryota, Metazoa, Nematoda, Chromadorea, Rhabditida, Dracunculidae.